Gongylonema pulchrum is the source of this 633-nucleotide messenger RNA. NCBI's taxonomy places the organism in Eukaryota, Metazoa, Nematoda, Chromadorea, Rhabditida, Gongylonematidae. The record is from the annotation of a GenBank genome assembly.
AUGAAACAUUUUUGGGAAUAUUUUCAGGACGGAAGAGCUGAACGUUCAUUGGUACUUGUAGCAAUAUUGAGUGCAUUUUUCAUCGUUGUCGAAUUCACAGGUGGUGUUUUGGCUCAUAGCUUGGCAAUAAUGACCGAUGCGGGACAUAUGCUCAGCGAUUUGCUCUCAUUCAUUAUCUCGAUCAUUGCAAUACGACUUGCUCGAUCUCCUGGUAGCUGUUUCAAUCAAUAUUUUUCAGUGGACACGAACACAAUGAUUGUCACAGCCGGUGCGGGCGUUUGCUUCAACAUAAUCAUGGGCAUUGUACUGCGGUAUUGCCGCCAUCCGCAUUCCCAGCAACCAGUGGGGCACAGUCAUGUACAAAAAUUUCAAUUUCGUUGUACUCGCAGGCCUUCAUCAAUGAUCCAUUGCAGGUUGCCGAAAGCAAACGUUAAUGUGCGUGCAGCGUUCAUCCAUGUUAUCGGUGAUUUCGUGCAAAGUAUUGGCGUACUAACUGCAGCCAUUGUCAUCAAGAUGACGAACUGGAAAUUGGCCGAUCCACUGUGCACUUUUUUGUUCUCCAUAAUCGUUCUUUUCACAAGUGCUACUGUCAUCCGCGAUAUUUUUUUCGUCCUAAUGGAAGGUAAUAAUUAA